AUGACCAUGGGAAGGACAAAACUGAAAAAGGAUCCUGGCAUCCCUCGAUUGCCUGAUCUCAAAGUUCGAGUGCGAAAUAUUCAGAAGAAGCCCCCGGUGCCACCUGAGAGGCGGAUGGACCCAGAUAGUCCUAUGGCGUCGGAACCUACCCUUUCAACUCUUGCAAUGCUUGCUUCAGAGGCCUCUACGUCUCAGCUACCAGAAGAUGAUUCAUCUUCCUUACCUUCGAGGGGGAAAACGAGAGAACAGAUGCGCAAAUAUUACCUUCGGACGUUGCACAAAGUUAUUGAGCAGAGUGAUAUUAUCAUCCUUGUCCUUGAUGCACGGGAUCCGGAGGGUUGUCGCAGUAGGCUUGUCGAGGAAGAGGUUCGUCGAAGGGAAUCAGAAGGGAAGAAACUAGUUUUCGUGUUGAAUAAAAUCGAUCUUAUACCACGUCCCAACGCUCAGGCAUGGUUGAAGCACCUCCGUCACUCCACCCCUACACUCCCUUUCCUGUCCUCCGCUUCAUCUCAACAUCAGCGGACGAAUAUAUCUAGCUCAACUGCUCCAUCAUUAUUGAAACUAUUGAAAGCCUACAAACCAAAGGCCGGUAGCGUGACCGUUGGUGUUGUGGGAUAUCCCAAUGUUGGAAAGAGUAGCUUGAUAAACAGUCUCAAGAGAAGCAAGGUCUGCGCGGUGGCGGCACAACCAGGUCAUACUAAGGAUCUGCAAUCUGUUCAGUUAGAACGAGGGAUGCGCAUCAUUGAUUCACCAGGUGUUGUCUUUGACGAAGACGACUUCAUUGACGGUAAAAGUGAGAAGAAGAGCAGUGUAUUACUGCGAAAUGUUGUCAAGGUGGAAGAUGUUGAGGAUCCUAUUGCAGUUGUGGAAGAAAUCCUGGCGCGGACACCACCCGCCACCUUGCAAAAGAUAUACAACCUUCCUGAAUUUGGUUCAACGCUUGAGUUUAUCACAAUGCUCGCUCUGAGUAGUGGGCGACUUUUGAAGGGAGGAACUCCCGAUAUAAAUUCGGCCGCGCGACAAGUUCUCACUGACUGGAAUCAGCAAAAAAUACCGUACUACUCUGAGCCUCCCGCAAUACAUCCGUCUCUCAUCCCUUCUGUUGUUCCAUCAAACGAUGCUGGUGGAGCCGCUGUUGUAGCGCCCGGCGCUGAGCAAGUUGGACAAGCCCAGAUUUUGAAUACGUUCUCGAAGCCAUUCACAUUGGAAGGGUUGUUUGGCGCUGCAGAUGCUGGGGCCUUUGGUGGAGCAAGUGGCGACGUGCCUAUGAUAGCCGACGAGGACGGGGACAUAUUUUGGGAUGCCGUAGAAGGCGAGGCCAUGGAGGAGGAUGGGAAUCAAAUGGAAUCGGAUGAUCUCAGACCUCGAAUACCAUUGAAGCGGUCGCGGUCCCCAUCGAUAGCACCUGCCAAUGAGAUGCAAACUGGACCCUCAAAUGCUCCUCCAGAAAAUAACCGUGUUCGACAACCUAAGCGCCAGCGGAAGAACAAGGACAUACCCGAAUAUGACGCACGCCCUGACGACCAUGUACUUAAGAGGAUGGAUCGGAGUAACCCAUUGAGUCGAAAGACGCUCAAGAAAGAAGCCAAGCGAGCGCGGAAAGCUCAUCGCAUAAAAUCUCAGGCCGCUGCUGGGCCUGGGGGUAUGGAAGUCGAUCACGCAGAGUUGCAGUUUACGUUCAUGGCCUGA
Laccaria bicolor S238N-H82 is the source of this 1689-nucleotide messenger RNA. RefSeq lists its product as uncharacterized. Gene Ontology annotation, molecular function: GTP binding. Bases 1 to 1689 code for a protein of 562 amino acids. Lineage: Eukaryota; Fungi; Basidiomycota; Agaricomycetes; Agaricales; Hydnangiaceae. The record is from RefSeq and is a predicted model, not a curated record. The transcript is spliced from 9 exons. Gene Ontology annotation, cellular component: nucleolus.